Messenger RNA from Penicillium alfredii, 1524 nucleotides. RefSeq names its product tryptophan synthase. NCBI's taxonomy places the organism in Eukaryota, Fungi, Ascomycota, Eurotiomycetes, Eurotiales, Aspergillaceae. The transcript has a single exon. Bases 1 to 1524 code for a protein of 507 amino acids. Gene Ontology annotation, cellular component: cytoplasm. The record is from RefSeq and is a predicted model, not a curated record. Gene Ontology annotation, molecular function: tryptophan synthase activity. Gene Ontology annotation, biological process: L-tryptophan biosynthetic process.
AUGCUCCGGUCUCUGCGCGGCUUUCUUUGCUUUUCCUCCCACAAGACUUCCGAUAACCCUGAUUCGACCCCUGCCACACAAGAGAAUGCCAAUCGCUUGAGAUUCUUGCACAAGACGGCGGCCAAGACCCGUGUUGCCGGCCACAGCCCGCAGAAACAAGACACCACGCCGCCUAGGGCUCAGCCGGUCUCUCCAUUAACCGGCACCGACAGCACCCGUGGCUCGACGUCCGCAUCAGAAGCAGAAACCAAACCUACCGAACUUUCUGCAGCCACUGAACGCCUUUCCUCGUCCUCCGAGGCACCCGCCAAGUCAGGACGCCUGUCGUCGUUGGACACUAGCACACCGUAUAUUCCAAUCCUGCAGCGAGAUGGGAGCCUGCGGCCACCGCAGGUCUCAUUCGAUGGCUAUGGCUCAUUUGGGGGCCAAUUUGCCCCCGAGUCCAUCAUGGGCUUCCUAUACAAGCUGACAUCAUUCUUCGAGGCCACCGUCUCCGACCCUUCGUUCUGGGCUGAGUAUGCCACGUUCCAGCGGCCCCGGGCCACACGGCUGCAGGCGGCGGAGAAGCUCACGAACCUGGCCGGUGGGGCCACCAUCUGGCUGAAGCGAGAGGACCAGAACGAUUACGGCAGCCACAAGACGAGGAAUAUCAUCGGUCAGCUCCUACUGGCCCGCCGGAUGGGCCGCAGUGAGAUCGUCACGGACUGCGCAUCGGCCAAGCAUGGCAACUUCACCGCGGCCAUGUGCGCGCGACUCGGUCUGCGCUGUGUGGUUGUCAUGGGCGCCGAUGACGCUCAUGCUCAGCAGGAAGAUGUCCUUGAGAUGAAGCUGCUCGGGGCCAAGGUGCUGACGGCGCGCGCUCCCUCGGGCAUGGGAACACUGCGUGCCGCCAUCACUGAAGCGCUGCGGUAUUCAGUCUGCAACCACGAGACGACAUACUACCUCAUGAGCAGCCCGGUGGGGCCCAGUCCCCUGCCGACCCUGGUUCGCACGUUCCAAGCUCUACUAGGCGAGGAGGUCGCGGCCCAGAUGCACGACGCCGCCGGUGGCCUGCCAGACGCUGUCGUGACUGCCGUUGGGAGUGGCAGUGGUGCCAUCGGGCUCUUCCGGCCCUUCCUUCAGCACUCAGCCACGCGCCUCGUUGGUGUUGAGGCCGCCCAGGCUGCUGCCCUGACCGAGGGUGAGAUGGGCGUCCUUCAGGGCGCGCGCACUCUCCUCCUCCAGAAUCGCGAUGGUCAGAUCCUUGAUUCGCACUCCAUCUCGCCAGACAUGAAUCUGUCCACAGUGGGGCCUGAGGUUGCUCAUUGGAAGGACUGCGGCCGGAUUGAAAUGUUGACCGCCACGGACGCGGAUGCCCUGGACGGGUUCAAAACUUUGCAACACCACGAGGGCAUCCUGCCAGGACUGGACUCGAGUCACGCGGUAGGCAAGGCAGUUGAUCUUGCCCGAGAACUUGGUCCAGGCAAGAAUCUCGUUUUGCUGGUGACGGGAUGUGACAACUUGGACAUGCGGGGCCUGGUGUGA